Molecule: messenger RNA, 972 nt
Organism: Acanthosepion pharaonis
Lineage: Eukaryota; Metazoa; Mollusca; Cephalopoda; Sepiida; Sepiidae
Source: the annotation of a GenBank genome assembly
AUGAGUUCUUCUUCUUCUACCUCUUCUUCUUCUUCUUCUUUUCUUUUUCUUAUUCUUAUUCUUCGUUUUCUUCUUUUUCGUCUUAUACUUUUUCUUCUUUUUCGUCUCCUUGUUUUUCGUCUUCUUUUUCUUCUUCUUCUUCUUCUUCUUCUUCUUCGUCUUCUUUUUCUAUCUCUUUUUCGUUUUCUUCUUCUUCUUCUUCUUGUUCCUCUUCGUCUUCUAUCUCUUCUUCUUCGUCUUCUUUUCUUCUUUUUUUCUUCUUUUUCGGCUUCUUUAAUCUUUUUCUUUUUCGUCUUCGUCGUCUUCCUUUACCUCGUCUUCUUUUUCGUAUCAUUCUUUUUUUUCUUCUUCUUCUUUUUCUAUCUCUUUUUCGUUUUCGUUUUCUUCUUCUUCUUGUUGUUCCUCUUCGUCUUCUUUGUCUUCUUCUUCGUCUUCUUUUUCUUCUUCUUUUCCUUCUUUUUCGGCUUCUUUUAUGUUUUUCUUUUUCGUCUUCGUCGUCUUCUUUUUCUUCGUCUUCUUUUUCGUAUCAUUCUUUUUCUUCUUCUUCUUCUUCUUCUUUUUCUAUCUCUUUUUCGUUUUCGUUUUCUUCUUCUUCUUCUUGUUCCUCUUCGUCUUCUUUUUUCUUUUUCGUCUUCUUUUUUCUUUUUCUUAUUCUCCGUCUUCUUCUUUUUCGUUUUCUUUUUCUUCUUCUUUUCGUCGUCGUCAUCUUUUUCAUCAUCUUCUUCUUCUUCUUCUUCUUCUUCUUCUUCUAUCUCUUCUUCUUUUUCGUUUUCUUUUCUUCUUCUUCUUCUUGUUCCUCUUCGUAUUCUUUUUCUUCUUUUUCGUCUUCUUUUUCUCCGUCUUCUUCUUUUUCGUCUUCUUUUCCUUCUUCUUUUCGUCGUCGUCUUCUUUUUAGUCUUUUUCUUUUUCGUCUUCUUUUUCAUUUUCUUUUUCGUCUUCUUUUUCAUUUUCUUUUUCUUCUUCUUCAAUUAA